AGUGUAUUAUCUUUGUGUUAAAAUUAAAUAACAAGGAUGUUAACUCCGCCACGCAGGAGUCGUGCUAAUAGUAUUGGGAGCCAUGAAAGCACCCAGAGCGCAGUAGAACGAAGGGCCAAGAGCUUUCAACGCAAGAAGUCCGUAAUGCAUGGAAUUAUGAAACGGGGAAGAACUGUACGAAAGACCAUGCGGUCCAUGCAGAUAAGUGAAGCUGAGGGCCAGGACGAUGGUCAUAGUAGGGGACAUUUGCUCACUAAUGAACAAAGAUUAAGGAUGUAUGUAUUGAAGGAAAUACUUGAAACCGAGGAAGAUUACACACAACUACUACAGUUUAUAGUGGACGUUAUGAUUCCAAGCCUCCAAAAAUGUUCACGUGACGACAGCAUUCCGUCAUGCACGAGUGAGACUGUGAGUGACAUGUUAUCAAAUAUACGGGAGGUUCAUAAACUUCAUGUGACGUUUUACGCCUCUCUGAAAGAAGCCAUGGAUCCAUAUCCUUACCACACAAACUGUAUUGGAGAAUUAUUCAUGAAACAUCACUUUUUUCAGCGCAAUGAUUUUGCAGCAUAUGGACAAUAUUGUGCAAACUUUAAUAAUGCCCAAAAGAUCAGCUAUAAACUGCAAGAAGAUCCAGCUAUUAUGGAACUUAUUAAUGAUUGGAAAAAUCGUGUAGCAAGUAAAACGCGGAAGUUUCUUCAUCUUGAAGGGUUCAUAAUAUCCCCGGUUCAACGUCUUUGUAAAUAUCCGCUUUUGCUUAGAGAGCUGAAGAAAUUCACCAACGAAAGUCAUCCUGAUCGUAACCCUGUUGAACAAGCCAUGAAUAUGAUGGAAGACGUCACAGCAUCGGUGAACGAAACACAAAGAAGAGCAAUCACAAUGCAAGCGAUUCGAGAUGUUGAUAAUUUGUGCGACUCGUGGGAACAAUCUGGGUGUCUAACAAAGCAAGGGUUUAUGACCAAGAGGGGAGGAUCAGUGAAGUCUUGGAACAUACGUUGGUUCACAUUAAGUGGAUACCAACUUUGUUAUUAUAAUGAACCUGCAGACAGACAUCCUUUGAAAAUAUUGGACUUGACGUCUUAUGUUUCAAUGCAAGCAGAUGCUGACCAUGUUGGUCGUCCACAUGCAUUCAGCAUCAAAAUGCCUGAUCGUUCAUACUACAUGUACACAACCAGCAGUCAAGAAAGAAGGGAUUGGAUUUCUAUUUUGCAAUGGAAGUUUUCAUGUAUAGACCGCUCACGUAAGCAAGCACACCAACCGUUUGAAACCGUUAUCUUCUCCUCUCUCUCAUCAUUCCUUCACCCUAAGAGCCAAAAACUAGAAGUUAAACAAGUCAACGACACAAUCAUUGAAGAGAAACCAACUUCGCCAAAAAUAAACACUGAAAAUGAGUUGUCACCAAAAAUAAGGAAAAACCGGCCCAAGUCUUUCUUCCGUAUGUCUUUUAAAAGAAGAUCCAAAAUCUCUUUUUCUUCCUCCUCAAACCAUGAUACUUGAUAUUUUACUUCAAACACACCGUUCGUUUGAAGUCCUGGGGUAACAGACCAAAUCUGGCACAAAUCCCAGGUCCGUGACAAUGACCUCACCCACAUAGACUGUCAUUACAACUCCUAUUACAGAAAGGUAAAAUCCUACGCAAAUACUAGCCACUGUACUUUACUGCAUGUACCAAUUCAGUCCAUGGUUGCUGAAACUGUGUUCUUAAACCUUCACUUAACUUAUUUUCUAUUUUCAGCAAGAGUUACAAAGUUUUUUUAGAUCCAAAGGAUCCAACAGUGACAGACUCAACCCUUUAAAAUAUUUAAGAAUCCCUGCUUUAAUGGCCUCCUUUUAUAAUGGUCCAUGUUUUAUACCAAGUUUGGGGUCGAUAAAAUACAUUUUUUUUAUAUUUUUGUUCCAAAGUUCUUCAAAAUUCGUUAUAUUUUCUACACUUGUUGUUUGUGAACAAAUCUUCUUAUUACAUCACAAAG
Molecule: messenger RNA, 1967 nt
Organism: Ciona intestinalis (vase tunicate)
Lineage: Eukaryota; Metazoa; Chordata; Ascidiacea; Phlebobranchia; Cionidae
Source: RefSeq, a predicted model, not a curated record